Molecule: messenger RNA, 5450 nt
Organism: Stylophora pistillata
Lineage: Eukaryota; Metazoa; Cnidaria; Anthozoa; Scleractinia; Pocilloporidae
Molecular function (GO): carbohydrate binding
Source: RefSeq, a predicted model, not a curated record
UUCGCUUACCCGGACAGGCGAGUCAAUUUAGCAGACAACGCUAUCAACAACUUCAGAUUCGGUCUUGUAGGUGUAAUUGGACUCAGAGAGGGAUUCAAUUAUCACUCAAGAGAAGGACGAAAGGGCUCAAUGAUCAGAAUCCGCGAUGAUACUUUUAGAUUCUUCCGGACUGUUUGCAAAAAUUACCCUUGUGAUCCUUGUGCUGAAGCUAACCAUGUCGGUUACCAACGGCGAAGUUCGUGUCAUAGAAGUUGGACGAGUAAACACUCAGGUGGUUUGUCAAGGAACCGAAUUAAAGUUCAAGUGCCAAAACACCUCUCUUGCAAUGGUCAUCUACUCCGCUAGCUACGGACGCGAAGAAGAAGGGCGCAUUACAUGUCCAUUUGGUAAAGCCCCUGUGGAUGAUUCAGUAAUUCAGGCCAAUGAAACAGACGACCAGACGUUGUGCGAUGUAGUGGAUGUUACCCCGCAGAUAAUGAAGCUUUGCGACAAGAAAAGGCGCUGUAUUAUUGACGUAAACAAUGCAACCUACUAUGGAAAUCCUUGUAAAAAAAUUUACAAAUAUGUAAAAAUCAUCUACGGAUGUGAGGAGAAAUGGAAAACCAGGACUUAUCCUCCGUACACCACCCCUCCUAGUUACGGCACCGAUUCUACGUCACUAACAGUCACUAAUAAAAAACCGAAAACACCUAAGCUAACACCCACACGUAAAAGAGUAACAACUCUGACUACUCUAAGGAAAAAAAUCACAAACAUCACAGUGAGGAGGAGUCGAGCACGUACGCCUAAACCACCGCAUUCAACAAAGCGCACCACCACACCAAAAACUCCUUUAAAGACUACUUCUAAACUGUCUACUCUUUCCUCUACUGAAAUGCCCACGAAAAGGCCAAUAACGUCAGCUAAAAUGACAAAAACAGUGACACCUACAACUGUCAAAGAUACCACCACUAAACCCCUAACGGUAAGUAAAGGUGUAGAAACAGUAAAACCGAGCACUACAGUGCCGAAAUCUGAUGCUAGUGUCUCAGUAACUAAUCCUUUAGCCUCGACAAAUCCACCUAAUGAACGAGACAAACAAUCUCCAACCACAUCCACAGGUACACUCAUCACAAUACCAGUCAACGAUACCAAUUACACAUUACCAAACAAGACACUGAAUACCUUAUCAAACACUGCACGACCAAGCAAAUUGACCAUAACGCCCACAGGACGUUCAUCCGAUGGCAAAACUCAACAAAGCCCCUCACCCGAGACUGCUUUCAGUUCUGCACCGGUGGUCAUGGGACAAGCAAGCCCGGAAGUCGUCAUGGGGGUAGCAGGUUCACUUUACCUUUGGUUUCUCCACAUGAAAGAAAACCAAGCAACCUAUACUACAGUCUUCAUUCUGAGCGCUUUGGGAGCAGCCAUAAUUAUGGUGGCGGCAGUAGCUUGCUUUUUAACCCUUCAUAAAAAGAAGGAAUUUAUCAAACUAGACGUUAUGCACAAACCAAAGAGAUUUAUUGGGGUUCCCAAGGAAUCAGGGACAAAGAAUCAGAACGGACAUGUUCCUGAAAAAGUUGAUAAGCCAACAGAUGCAGAGGAAGCCCCAGAUGGGAUAAUGGUUCAGAAAGGACCGGAGGUGGUCUUCACCGCACACGAUGUUAAUAAUCACGUUCCUAAAGAGUUUAACAUUGACAGGUAUCCUGGGACAGAAAACGGAUCAGUAAGCAAAGAAAAUGAGCCAGGUAUUCAUGUCAACCCGAUGUUUAACAACAAUAAUUACAAACUUUUUAGCUCUGUAAAUGGUACAAACCAAACAAAUCCGCUUGCCAAAGAGACAGUCAACAGUCUACCGUCAACCCCAUCUAGAAGUCGGAACCUAAGUGAACCCAGAACAGGACCAGCACGGCAAGGUAGAGCAAAUAGCACUGGUAACGUAUCUAGGAGUCACGAAAGGCACCACAGCCAACUUAUGUCUGAUUAUCAAGAAGAGAGGGCGCGAAUACCUCGACACCUCAGUGCCGGAAAUGUAUCGCAUCAGCACCGUCAUAUGGUCUCUGAACAUGCUUCGCAUCCUCAGUCUCCGGCUAGGACACUACCCCGUCAAAGACCUUCCACUGGCCAUGUGCUGUCUAGCCAUUCCCCCGUGCGUGAUCCUAACCAGUGGCACCAAGCGACACAACCAACAUAUACAAGUGGAAUGUCUACUCCGGGGAUGAUAAACAGCACAUCACAGCAACAUUCACCGGCCAGAUCAGUUUCAGGGGGAACUUUGUUAAGUCAGAGCUCCACCUUGAAUAGCAGGCAGCAAAGUCCGGGCAUUGGGCAGCUAUCACCCUCUAGAAACCCACAGCAUAGCCCUCUUGAUCACUCGCUGAGGGAUGCCGGACCAGGAACGCUUAACAGGGAUGGAGAGCCAAAAUACCAAGGAAAAUCGCUUUCAAUAGCCCCUGGAGAGCACCAAGUCGCCACGCACAAUUCAUCGCCUUAUCAACGAUCCAACGUGGGUCUAAAUUCUCCUAUGAAAGUUUCCAGCUCCUCGAACGCGCCAUUGGGGCUUGGUAGCAGCACUGAAUCGCACAGUCCCUACAAAGCUCAACGAAACACUCCCACAUUAAACAGGAAAUGGAGUGAGGAAAAAUCAGAAAGCGAUGUUGUUCCAAAUAUAACAACCAACCCAAAUUACAUCAACACACCUGGCGACGUAUGGUUAAAGAACAACGAUCCUAACACGGGGCAGAAGGAUGCAACAGGAAGAGGUUUAAGCACUGACCAAAGCAGUAUGCAAGGUGGUAUUCUCCAGCACAGAAGAGAGUCUGCUGAAAAAAGCUCCUUGCAAGAGCAAUUUUCUUCUCAAGCGAUAGAAAACGCCAAUGAUAGAAAUGUUGACGAACUCCAACCAAAAAAUACCGAAAUUUCUGUCUUCGAUAAAAUUUUGGAACUUCCCCGAUUCUUCUUCGGAAAACGAGAAGGAAAACUGCCAACAGAACAAAGCUGAUCAUGAAAUCAAAGGGUGAAAUUCAUUGUAGACAAGCUAGGUACAUUAUGUCUAGCAAAUGACAUGUACCGCUCUGCCCUAAAAUAACUAACCCUUCGUGACAAGUGUACAAAGCAACCUUACCACACACCAGACAACAGUUACCAGGAACCGAUUAACAAUAAUCACCGGUGACAUUAACGUAAAGUUGACAGGACAACGGAAAAGAAGACCAAAUGGUGAGUCACUCAACUUGAAGGUGAAACUUGAGAUAUAUUGACUCUCUAAACAAACAUAUAGUAGACAUUCAUCACCGCAUUGGACUGAGUCUUCCAGCUGGAUACAGGAAGCUUAAAUUUAUACGUCAGAAUCAAAAGGUCAAGAGGCAAGUUUUCGCCAGUUACGAAACGCCUAGUGCUGUUAUAAAGAUACCUUUAUAUCGUAAGCGAGAUUUGUUGUCAAAAGGUGAUGGGAUUUUUCCAGCUUCGCAGCCGGUGACUUGGUUGACUUCUUUGACUAAUUCGAAACGAUCAUUGCUAAAUGACAAUUUUAUUCAGAUCUAACUAACUCGGCUUUAGGAUUCGGAUGGAAGGUCAUUCCAUGCUAAGCCGAUGACUUAAUGCUUCUACGAGGUGACAGUGUUGCUUUGUUGAAUGGAGUUUAGAUAUCAUAUUACACAAUGGUAGGAUUUUGAGCUUUGCUGCGAGCAAUUCACACAUUAGAGCGUUGUAGCCUGAUACUACUUUUUUUUACAGUAGUUUCAUCUUUUUCAUAUACCGAGGAAGGGAAAAUUGGGACUGAAAUUCAUAUUACUUUAUACAACAUUAGAGCUGGGCUAAACAACAUUCGCUUUGUUAGGGGUUUUAAUUCAUGGGAGGAACGGGAACUGGCUUUUGUAUGUUACUAAGGAAAAUCAUCGGAUGUUACCACACUCUCUUUCAUUCAUUCGAUCGUUUGCACAAAAAACCUGGGUCUUACCGACACAAACAGCGUGAGUUCUAACAUUGUAGUUUCUCUUAACGUAUAGUUUCGUUGUGGGAUUAAGAGGGAUUACGUGCCGUUGUAGCUUUUUCUUUGUUCGUAUCCCAUUAUGCAAUGAUCAUAUCUGUUACCUGCUCAAGGCUGGCCCUUGCGAUGUAAGGGUAUUUUGAUAAUGAGUAAAGAACAUCGCCCUUAAUUUAAUUGUCAAGGUUUCAGAUAUUUAGAAUUCCAGUGCUCUCUCCUCAUAGAGACUCUACGUCCUUUUUUGCCAAAACUUUAGCAAAGAGUACGAAGAAGAAUCAGUGGGUAAUAAAAGAGCCCUUUUUCAGUUUUCGGGUGUGGUAGCUACAGAACAGUGUAUUUAAAGAAACGGCUGUCAAAAACAAAACGGCUUGUAUUUCGGGAUGAAAGUAUCUUUUCUGAUGCUCAAACAGGUCUGCAAUGUGUUUUUGUAAACCCUUCUGUGUGCCUGAUUUCAGAGCAUGUUUGUAGGUGUUAUUUAACGUCGAAGAAACCGGACUCGGUCGAAGAAAAGUUAGAUUCCUUCAAAGCGUUUGCUACACAAUCCUAAUCCUGUACAGAUUGCAGGCCUGUCUCUGAGGCAGCAGCUUCAUCCACGGGUUCCAUUGUUGUGCAGCCGUGCCAUCAUAGGAGCGAAAGCCUGGAAUAAAAUUUAGGGACUGGGAAUAUAUUUAGCUGUAAAUUGAGAAAAAGUGAAUGUAUAAAGCCCUACUCGUCAUUCAAAGAGAUCAAACUGUCUGACAAGUCUGGCGUUUGGUCUUGCAUGCAUGGCGCAUUUGUAGAGACAGAAGGAACUUAAAAUCAUGUUUAACCGUACGUCUAAUUGAUGAUACGAUUUAAUCGUCUAAGUGAUGAGGCGUAGCAAACUUGUAAAUGCAGUCGAACGUCGAUUAUCCGGACAGGUGAGGACUGGGCUUAAUAGCUAGAACUGGAUAAUCGAAAAUAUGAAUAUUAAUAAGCCAAAAAUAUAACUGAAUACGUAAGAAUUAAAGGGAAUUCUCAAUUCAUUGUAUUUACGACAACAAGCACUCGGCGACAACAACGUUUUACGACCCUGAAAUGCUUACGUAGAUCAGUUUGGUUCAAGCUGCUACAAUGUGUGCGCGUCGCAAAUUAUAUCAUUCUUUGAAGCUGUUAAUAGCGUCAAUAUUGUCUCAGUAGAUCUGUUUUGUCUGAUGGGAAAAAGUUCUCAUGGGUUUCGAAUGUGACGAUUUUCUUCAUACUUGAUCACACCAAAUUAAAGCAAGACUGACCCUGGAUAUACAGCUUAUUAAUCGAUUGGGACAAAAGUCGAUUGAUAAAUAUCAAUAUCAGUACCGAAGUAUGCAAGAAAUGAUUAGUUCAUUCCAGUUUUUUUUCUAAAGUUUGCCGCAGAACAGAAACAACAAACUAAGAUAACAGUUGACCUGCACGUAACGCAAAGUAUUGUAAGAUAAACUGACAGUUUUCUAUUGUUAAUUAUUACAAACUUGAUCAUUGGAUAAUGCAA